Molecule: messenger RNA, 3156 nt
Organism: Symphalangus syndactylus (siamang)
Lineage: Eukaryota; Metazoa; Chordata; Mammalia; Primates; Hylobatidae
Gene: PSMA3
Product: proteasome 20S subunit alpha 3
Biological process (GO): ubiquitin-dependent protein catabolic process
Cellular component (GO): proteasome core complex, alpha-subunit complex; proteasome core complex
Source: RefSeq, a predicted model, not a curated record
CAAGAAAAGUUUAUUUGGCUCAUGGUUUUAGAAGUCCAAGAGCAUGGCACUGACAUCUGGCAAGGGCCUUGUGCUGUGUUAUCCCAUGACAGAGGAUCAGAAGAGCAAGCGAAUAUGUGAGACAGAGAAAGCUGAAAUCCAGUGAAAUUCAUCCCUGUAUUAGGAACCCACUUCCAAGAUAACUAACCCAUUCUGAAAAUAUCAUUCAUCCAUAUUGCCCUCAUGACCUAAUCACCUCUUAAAGGCCCCACAUCACAAUACCAUUACAUUGGCAAUUAAAUUUCAACAAGUGUUUUGAAGGGGACAUUCAAACCAUAGCACCCUACACAUCUGAAAUCCAUCUACACUUUUCCACCUCCACUGCCACCACUUUAGUCCAAAUCACUCUCCAUUACUGCUAGCUCACAAAAGUGCAAUAACUUUCCAACUAGUAUCCCUGCCUCUCUUCUUUCCCUUAGCUAUCAUUCUUCACACAGAAACAAGAGCUCAUUUAAUGAUUUAAAUCAAAUCCUGUAAUUCUCCUGCUUUAAAAACUCCUGAUAACCUCACAGUAGAAAACCAAAAAUAAAUGUGAAAAGAAUGAUGGAAUUAGAAAAUCACCAUUUGGCAACCAUUGUAAUAAUUAAUUCAAAUAAGAAUCAUCAGAUAUUAGAAUUAAUGAGUGAAAUGCUGAGGCAUAAACAGGAUGUGUACAUAUUCUCAAAGUAUUUCCUCACAAGAUACUAAUUACAAAGCGAAAAAUGAAACAUUAUCAGGGAUAAAUCUUCAGCAAGUGAUCAAAGUUAACCCUAUCAGCAAUAAAACAACAUCAUGUCCCUCCUAAUAUAAUGCUCUGACAUGAAUGAAUACAAGGUCAUUUCUGUAGUAUUCCUGCCAUAAAUGCAUCACUUGAAUCAAAUGACAAAAAAACAAACCUAAAUUAAGGAAUAUUCUACAAAAUAAAUGAUUUGUAUUCUUCAAAAAUGUUCAUGCCAUGAAAACUGAAGAAAUACUAAGCAACUAUUUUCCAGACUAAAGCAGACUGGAAACAUGACAACUGUAUGCAAGGUGUGAUCUUGGAUUUUCUUUUGCUAUGAAGGACGUUAUUGGGCCAAUUACCAAAAAAAAAAAAAAUGCAUAAAGUUGAUAGAUCAUAGUAUUGCUAAUUUUCUGAUUUUCACAAUAAUACUGUGUCUAUGUGAAAUAAUGUUCCUGUAUUGGGGGAAAAUACACACAGACGUAUUAAUAUUUAGGAGUAAAAAAAAUGCUGAUGCCCUAUUUACAAUCGGAUUAAAAUUCAAACCACUUCAAGAUUUGGUCUCAUGUGCACUUGUUCUCUUCCUGUCAUUCUUCCCCAUUUAAUCAUUAUGAGAGGUCACUGACGUGACGGUUCCCAGCGCAAGCCAAGAUUUUUACUGUUCCCUAAACCACCGUCUUUUGUUACCCUAUUUUAAAUAUCACUCACUCAGAAAGUCAUUCCCUGAGCACAUUGCCUAAAGUUAGUACCUCCAUUAUCUAUUAAAGCACUCUUCCUUCUUACUAUUUUGCUUAUUUAUUGUUACCUAUUUCUUCCCACUGAAUGGAAAUUCCAUUAGAAAUGGGGGUAUGUUCUGUUCACGGCUUUUUCUUGAACACGUGGAAUAUAUUAGCGCUCAAAAAAUAUCUUUAGUCAGACUUAUCUUUAACUCUUACCAAAAAGCGUUAUACUCAUAGAAAGAGCACUAAUACUUCUGUAAAAUUCUAAGCUGAAUUCAAAGACGAUACCCUUGAAGUGAAACUUCACGAAAGCCUGAGCAUAAGAAGGUGAAGAUGCCAUCAAGAUUCUGGGGUCAGGGUCGGGACGCGGAGGAAGACAGGUUACUUCGCGCCUACUGCUUUUUCUACUUUUUGUGAGAGUAUACGAGCAUCUCUCCCUUUGGCCUAAAGAAAGAAUAAAGUCAGGAGAGAAUAAUAACAUAAAAGAUAAAUAAUAAUUCCAAGGAAAGGAAUACAGCAGCUUCUCAGAUACCACGACGCCAGGUGGCUCAAAGUACGUGAACUGAAGGAGUAGCCUUUGCUUUCCCCAACCCCGCCUCCAUUGCUUCUGCACAUGCGCGCCGCCAGCCUCUGGCGUCCCGCUUCUUUCCCACAAUACUCCUCGUCCUCGGGGCCGGAGCCGCGGAACGAGCCACAGAGAAAAAGGUUAUUGGUUGGCGGUUCAGCCAAUGAGCGGGCCUGUUACUAGUUUGCGGCAUCCUGUGGUAUAGGGGAAGCGCUCCAGGCCUGGAAUCCCUACGCGUCCCGUUGGGUUUAGCACGAUGAGCUCAAUCGGCACCGGGUAUGACCUGUCAGCCUCUACAUUCUCUCCUGACGGAAGAGUUUUUCAAGUUGAAUAUGCUAUGAAGGCUGUGGAAAAUAGUAGUACAGCUAUUGGUAUCAGAUGCAAAGAUGGUGUUGUCUUUGGGGUAGAAAAAUUAGUCCUUUCUAAACUUUAUGAAGAAGGUUCCAACAAACGACUUUUUAAUGUUGAUCGGCAUGUUGGAAUGGCAGUAGCAGGUUUGUUGGCAGAUGCUCGUUCUUUAGCAGACAUAGCAAGAGAAGAAGCUUCCAACUUUAGAUCUAACUUUGGCUACAACAUUCCACUAAAACAUCUUGCAGACAGAGUGGCCAUGUAUGUGCAUGCAUAUACACUCUACAGUGCUGUUAGACCUUUUGGCUGCAGUUUCAUGUUAGGGUCUUACAGUGUGAAUGACGGUGCGCAACUCUACAUGAUUGACCCAUCAGGUGUUUCAUAUGGUUAUUGGGGCUGUGCCAUUGGCAAAGCCAGGCAAGCUGCAAAGACGGAAAUAGAGAAGCUUCAGAUGAAAGAAAUGACCUGCCGUGAUAUUGUUAAAGAAGUUGCAAAAAUAAUUUACAUAGUACAUGAUGAAGUUAAGGAUAAAGCUUUUGAACUAGAACUCAGCUGGGUUGGUGAAUUAACUAAUGGAAGACAUGAAAUUGUUCCAAAAGAUAUACGGGAAGAAGCAGAGAAAUAUGCUAAGGAAUCUCUCAAGGAAGAAGAUGAAUCAGAUGAUGAUAAUAUGUAACAUUUACUCCAGCAUCUAUUGUAUUUUAAAUUUCUACUCCAGUCCAAUGUAACUAUUUAGCCCUGGAUUAUACAUACUGUCCAAUUUUCAUUAAAUUUUUGUCUUAUAACUA